Molecule: messenger RNA, 1107 nt
Organism: Penicillium alfredii
Lineage: Eukaryota; Fungi; Ascomycota; Eurotiomycetes; Eurotiales; Aspergillaceae
Product: dTDP-D-glucose 4,6-dehydratase
Exons: 3
Coding region: 1-1107 (368 amino acids)
Molecular function (GO): dTDP-glucose 4,6-dehydratase activity
Source: RefSeq, a predicted model, not a curated record
AUGAAUAUGGCAGCAUUGUCAGAACCAAAGCUUGUUCCGCUGACUGGGACAACUCAAUUUGAAGCAUUACCAAAUAUUGCCAAUAUCUUAGUAACGGGUGGAGCUGGCUUCAUUGGAAGCUGGGUGACUCGUCACCUAGUUAUUCGAUAUCCCGAAAAAUAUAGAGUUGUUUGCUUCGACAGAAUGGAUACUGCAGCAUCAUUCAACAACCUCAUGUGUCUUUCUACCGCCCCUAACUUCGAUUUCAUACAUGGGGAUAUAACUGACCUAGAGAGGGUUCGAUACGCCUUGGAGUUCUAUGAAAUUGACUGUGUGCUCCACUUUGCAGCUAGCAGUCAUGUCCAGAUUUCCUUUUCCAAGCCAUUUGAUUUUACUCGAAACAACGUUGUGGGUACACACAUCGUCCUUGAAGCUGUAAGAAUCUACGGCAAAGUCGGCCGCUUUAUUCAUGUCUCGACAGACGAAAUAUACGGCGAGACGAACGGAACCAAGACGAACGAGGCCAAGGUGGAUGAAAAUGGCAACUUCUUCCCGACCAAUCCAUAUUCAGCCAGCAAGGCAGCGGCAGACAUGUACGCAAUGGCGUACCUUCGGAGCUUCCGACUCCCUAUAAUUAUUGUCCGCAGCAAUAAUGUCUACGGUCCAUGCCAAUACCCAGAAAAGAUCAUUCCGACGUUUAUUAAGCUUCUUAUGGAAGGAAAAAAGCUACCUAUCCAAGGCGAUGGGUCGCACACCCGAUGUUUUCUAUAUGGUUCCGAUGCCGCGGACGCAUUCGAUACGAUCCUCCACAAGGGAAACAUUGGCGAAGUUUAUAACAUUGAAUCGGAUUACGAGGUUCGAAACAGCGAAGUCGCAGCCAAUAUUCUGUCUCUGUUUGGGUAUGAUCCAGUCUAUGAUUUCGAAUCGCAUGUGAAAUGGGUUCCUGAUCGACCCUUCAACGACAUGAGAUAUAACGUGGACGGAUCGAAGUUGAAAAGGCUAGGGUGGAUGCAGCAGGUAGACUUCUCAUCAGGCCUUGCGCUGACGGUUAGCUGGUAUAAGCAGAAUCUGCGUUGGUGGUGGAAAACGCCUUCCAGCAUAUCGACUAAUCUUGCUUGCCAAGGCUAG